This is a messenger RNA of Oncorhynchus gorbuscha (pink salmon), 765 nucleotides long. RefSeq names its product parathyroid hormone 2 (gene pth2). Gene Ontology annotation, cellular component: extracellular region. Gene Ontology annotation, biological process: neuropeptide signaling pathway. The record is from RefSeq and is a predicted model, not a curated record. The coding region runs from base 373 to 741 and encodes 122 amino acids. The transcript has 2 exons. NCBI's taxonomy places the organism in Eukaryota, Metazoa, Chordata, Actinopteri, Salmoniformes, Salmonidae.
UCACUGGCUAUUUGGACAAAUCACGAUUUCGCAAGGUGUCAGCAUCCUUCGAAUUUCAGAAGAGGAGGGUACAUUUGGACAAUAGACUUGACGCUCUUCGUUCUGGUUCCGAUCCUCGUUCUAUCUCUUCUCUUAACACAUAUGGACCCAGAACUUAAUCAAGUCAAUCUGACCAAUUACGCAAGACUUUAGUUCUGGGUUAACCAAGAGUAAAUAGUCAGUGAAUAUGAAUGUACUGUAUCACAAGAGAAUAAAACACUGUCUUUUCUUUCUAUUGGCUGGCUGUGUUGCCUGGUGGGCUCAUAGAGUGGGUUUAAAGUAUGGCUGGCUUGUCUCCUCCUGCUGCCUCAUGCCCUCCUGCUGCUGACCCUAAUGGCCAUAACUCUGGUGUCCUCCAGCUACCCUCAGCCACGCCUCCGACCCAUACACAGAGGCACCUCUCCAGGCGAUCCAGGAGACAAGCGGGAGUAUUGGGAGGUUCUCUGGCCCUCCAUCUCGCUCCGUGAUCGGAGCAAGCAGAUGAUGUCAGCCCCAGACUUUGGUGCGGCCAAGUGCAAGGCAGAGCUCCUGGGGGAGCAGUGGCUCCCAAUGGUGGGCCAGUCGCAGAUGGACGAGGACAUGGCCAAGGGCUGGCUGGGUGACUGGGCUCUGCAGGGAUCUAACAAUGAGGAGAAGAGGAACAUCGUGGUGGCAGAUUAUGCAGCGUUCAGGGAGAAGAGUAAGCUGCUAACUGCCAUUUAGAGAAAGAAGUGGCUUAACUCCUAU